AUGAAUCUAACGUGUAACAACACGUUGGAGCAUCUGAUCAUCGAGCCCGGCUCCGAAAUCGAACUUGUCGGCGGCCUCAUCUUUCACGAGCUGGCCCGCAUCAUCGGCGCAGCAUGCACACUCAUCGCCGUCCUCCUCAGCAUGUACCUCGCCUGGAUGCACGCCCUCCACUACACCAAGCCCCGUGAGCAGCGAUACAUCAUCCGUAUCCUCUUCAUGGUCCCCGUCUAUGCCAUCUCCUCCUUUCUACAGAUCCAAUGGUACCGUCACGCCAUUUACUUCCAGGUUAUUUCCGACUGCUACGAGGCCUUUGCCAUUGCCUCCUUUUUCGCUCUGCUCUGUCACUAUUGCGCCCCGGACCUGCACUCCCAAAAAGACUUCUUCCGCGAGAUGCGGCCCAUCAAGCCCUGGAUCAUGCCCGUCAACUGGUUUGCCGCCUGCUGCGGCGGCCAGCGCGGUCCCUGGCGCACCCCCAAAAGCGGCCUCACUUGGUUCAACAUCAACUGGAUCGGUGUUUAUCACUACUGCUUUGUCCGCGUCGCCAUGACCGUUUCCGCCGUCGUCUCUCAGUACUUUGAAAAGUACUGCGAAAGCUCCAACAACCCCGUCUUUGCUCACAUUUGGAUCAUUGUACUCAACGCUCUCGCCGUUACCGUUGCGAUGUUUUGCCUGAUUCAAGUCUACGUCCAGCUGAAAGAGGCUCUCAAGGAGCAGAAACUCCUCAUCAAAAUUGUUGCCAUCAAACUCGUCGUCUUCCUAUCUUUCUGGCAAGCUUCUGCCAUUUCCGUAGGCACCUCGACUCUGCACAUUGUUCACACCAACAAGGUCCUUGCCUAUCCCGACAUCAAGGUUGGUAUUCCCGCUCUCUUGCUCUGUAUCGAAAUGGCCAUCUUUGCAUUGCUUCAUCUGUGGGCUUUCCCGUACAAGCCCUACACCCACGAAGGCGCCACCCCGCGCUUCUACCCGAGUCCCGAUUUGCAAAAAGGCGGCAACAGGGGCGUUGCCAACGAGCUCGAGCGCCCCCAAGGCGGCUUCCUGGGUUUCGCCGCCAUUUGGGACGCCCUGAACAUUUGGGACUUUAUCAAGGCCUUCGGCCGCGGUGUCCGCUGGCUCUUUUGCGGCGUUCGCCGCCGCAAGGAAGACAUAAGCUACCGCCGCCAAGACGCCCACGACAUGGACAACCUCGACGAGCACAAGCGCGGUGCUCCCUCCACCUACCACGCGUACCGGCCCGGCACCGCCACCAUGCAAGAGGAGGGGCAGCAAAAGCCCUUUGUCGGCGCGAGCCCCCACACUAUUAACCAGAACCCCUACGGUAAGCCGCCCGCACGCCCGGCUCGCGAAGACGAGGUUGCAGUGGCCGUCGGGAGCGGCGAGGAGAGCGCCGGCCUCAUGCAGCACGCCCAGACCAAUCCGCACUCGCGUCCCAUGGGGGGUACCGACUCUCGAAAUAGCUCCCCACCGCGUACCCAAGUUCACGAGCCCUACCUGCAGGCAUACGAAGGCAGCCACCGCUACAAUGACAGCGCGACACCGCAGCAACAUCCCCACGCGCAGCGGCCCAGCGGACAGCCGACACCCUGGCAGCAGGACCCUUUUGCCUCGCAGCAGCAACAGCAACAGUAUUAUCACCAAGGCGAGCAGCAUGGAGUCAUUGGCCAGGCCAUCUGGGAGCCCCCUUAUCCCCGCUAG
Molecule: messenger RNA, 1692 nt
Organism: Beauveria bassiana ARSEF 2860
Lineage: Eukaryota; Fungi; Ascomycota; Sordariomycetes; Hypocreales; Cordycipitaceae
Product: DUF300 domain protein, putative
Exons: 4
Coding region: 1-1692 (563 amino acids)
Biological process (GO): transport
Molecular function (GO): transporter activity
Source: RefSeq, a predicted model, not a curated record